Molecule: messenger RNA, 939 nt
Organism: Fibroporia radiculosa
Lineage: Eukaryota; Fungi; Basidiomycota; Agaricomycetes; Polyporales; Fibroporiaceae
Exons: 5
Coding region: 1-939 (312 amino acids)
Biological process (GO): rescue of stalled cytosolic ribosome; positive regulation of protein phosphorylation
Cellular component (GO): cytosol; nucleus
Molecular function (GO): translation regulator activity; protein kinase C binding; ribosome binding
Source: RefSeq, a predicted model, not a curated record
AUGGAGUCUUUGCGUUAUCUCGGUACUAUGGCCGGCCACAAAGGCUGGGUCACCGCCAUUGCCACAUCGUCGGAGAACCCGGACAUGAUUCUGACCGCCUCUCGCGACAAGACCAUCAUUGUCUGGCAAUUGACUCGCGACGAUGACCAAUAUGGCUAUCCCAAACGCAUUCUUCACGGCCACAACCACUUCGUUUCUGACGUCGUGAUUUCUUCCGACGGUCAAUUCGCUCUCUCCUCCUCAUGGGACCACACACUCCGCCUGUGGGACCUUAACACCGGUGUGACCACCCGUCGCUUCGUCGGCCACACUUCAGAUGUCCUCUCCGUCUCCUUCAGCGCAGAUAAUAGGCAGAUCGUCUCUGGUUCGCGCGACAGGUCGAUCAAGCUAUGGAAUACCCUAGGAGAAUGCAAGUAUGAUAUCAAGGAUGACGGUCACACUGAAUGGGUAUCAUGCGUGCGCUUCAGCCCGAACGUCAUGAACCCCGUCAUUGUCUCAUGUGGAUGGGACAAGGUUGUCAAGGUCUGGGAACUCUCGAAAUUCAAGCUCAAGACCAACCAUUACGGCCACACUGGCUACAUCAACACUAUUUCCGUUUCACCCGACGGUUCGUUGGCUGCGUCUGGGGGCAAGGAUGGUAUCACUAUGCUGUGGGAUCUCAAUGAGGGCAAACACCUCUACUCGCUGGAGGCUGGUGACAUCGUCAACGCUCUCGUUUUCUCGCCGAACCGCUACUGGCUGUGCGCGGCUACGGCAACCUGCAUCAAGAUCUUCGACUUGGAGAGCAAGUCGAUCGUCGAUGAGCUCAAACCCGACUUUGCGCAGAGCACAGGCUCGCGGGAACCUGAAUGUGUUUCUAUUUCAUGGUCCGCUGAUGGUCAGACGCUCUUUGGUGGCUUCACCGAUGACAUGGUCCGUGUCUGGACCGUUGUAUCGUGA